CUCUGUUAUAGUGAUUGCUCAGCGACCGGAUUUCAUUUUAUCAUUUCAGCUCUUCGCCAUCUUUAUAUCCACUUGCACAUUAAAAGCACCUUCAAGUUUUCAAAUGGUUACAGUUAAUUGUGAAAGUUUGUCCUGUGAAAACAAUCAAAUUUAAUUUAAUUGUUCUUCUAAUUUAUAUGCAUUCAAGUUUACUUUUAAUUCAAUCUGUUAUUUACUCUGAAAUUAUUUAAUCAUUGGUGUUGUAACCUUGACCCUUCAAUUGUAAAUCUUAAUUGUUGUAUUUGAUUCACAUAAUUUAUCCUUUUUUAGCCAACAAUCAACCUUUAAAAAAUAUUACCAAAAGAUUUUCAUUGUUUCUUGAUUGUUAGAAGAUUACUUUUCCUCUCGUUGUUUAAUCAUUUACAAAUUGCAACAUCAUCAAUAUGCUCAAUCAUUUGAUUCAUCACAAUCAAUUUAAUUGUGUUUCCAUAAUCAUCUUACUUCUGGUUCAAUUUACAUUCAAAGUUUCAUCUCAUGGAAGAUUAAUUCGUCCCCCUGGCCGAUCAACUGCUUGGCGAUACGGUUUUCCAACUACAAUUAAUUAUAAUGAUAAUGAACUUUUCUGUGGUGGAUUUACGGUUCAAUGGGAAUUGAAUAACGGUAAAUGUGGUAUCUGUGGUGAUUCAUAUUCUGGUGUAAGAUAUAAUGAACUUCCUGACGGAAAAUAUACCAAACCUUUGAUUAUCACAGGCAAUUACUCUGAAAGUGAAACAAUCACGGCGUCAGUGCAAUUGACCGCGAAUCAUCGGGGUUUCUUUACAUUUCGAUUAUGUCCAGCACCAGGUGAGAGAGUCGAGGUGACGCAGGAAUGUUUGGACGAUCAAAUUCUUGAAGUUCGAAAUUCAGUUGAUGGUCAACGUUACCAAUACACUGUUCCGGAUGAUGCCCAAAGAGUUUAUGAAGUAUCUUUGGCUCUUCCUCAUGGACUGACCUGUUCACGGUGUGUACUUCAAUGGACUUACACUGCAGGAAACAAUUGGGGUCCUUGUGACAAUGGUACUUCAGCUGUCGGGUGUGGUCCUCAGGAGACUUUCAGAGCUUGUGCAGAUAUCAGUAUCAGUUCUGGUUCUAAGCCAAAUGAUAAACUACCAGAUGAUAUCGAUCUACCUGAGACUGAUAACGAUCUAGAUUCAUCCACUCCUAAAGCACAAUCAACAAAAACACCAACUACAAAAGCUUCAGUCACAACGGUCGAUCCUAAAAAUGAGAUUGAAAGAGAGUCGGUAACAGUUGAACCGACAAGGAAGUGGCUCGUUGAUCUCAGACCAGGAACGGGAGCUUCAUGGACACCGUUCCCUUGGGUUUAUUCAACUAAGCCAUCAACCCGCGAAACCGAACCAACCACUCCUCGAUCAACUAGGAAAUUGCCCCCUUCAACCACUACAACCACCACCACAACCACAACCACAACCCCAUCACCUAGUCAAUCAUCAGAAACAUUGAAGUGUGUCUCUUAUGGACGUUAUCGAAAAUUAUCCGGAAUGGAUCAAUGGUGUACCGAUAAUUGUGCCGCUGGUUUCUGUCCUGCUUCACAUUGUAAAUGCAAAUAAUUUAGUAACACAAUCAAGCGACCCACCAAACAAUCCAAUUAUUGGCUAAUCAGUUGAAAUCAUUUCUGAUUGUUUUCAAUUACCAUUGAUAAUAUAUUGGAUCGAUCUCAGUAAUCACUUACAGUUUAGAUUAAUCGUCUUUUUAAUUUCCUCAAAUGAAACAAAACAAAAUUAAAAUUCCUAUGAAACUGUAACCAAAACACCAACGGCCAAAACCACAAUAAAUUGUAUUUAAACUUUCAAUCAAUCAAAA
This is a messenger RNA of Panonychus citri (citrus red mite), 1842 nucleotides long. RefSeq lists its product as uncharacterized. NCBI's taxonomy places the organism in Eukaryota, Metazoa, Arthropoda, Arachnida, Trombidiformes, Tetranychidae. Bases 423 to 1589 code for a protein of 388 amino acids. The record is from RefSeq and is a predicted model, not a curated record. The transcript is spliced from 2 exons.